Peronospora belbahrii is the source of this 1623-nucleotide messenger RNA. The record is from the annotation of a GenBank genome assembly. NCBI's taxonomy places the organism in Eukaryota, Oomycota, Peronosporomycetes, Peronosporales, Peronosporaceae.
AUGGGCCUUGAACCACGGAAUUUUCAUGCAACAAAAGCAUCGUUAUGUCUUGAAACAUGUGGUGUUCAGGUUGUGCAGUUUCCAAAAAUGAUUUGGCCUACAAAUUACUUUAAAAUGGCAUGUGCGACCAUGUUUUCACUCUUUUGGGGAGGUGCAACAUGUGCUCCAUCGUGUUGGAUUCACGGUGUACAAGUACAGGAAUAUCUACAGUCUCAUUAUAUUAAUGCAAUGGUUGAAAUUGCAAAAGUAUUACAAGGAUUGACAAAUGUGGUGGGAUUUGGCACAAUGAAUGAACCGUCUUCUGGGUACUUGGGACUAAAAGAUUUGUCAAAGCAUUUUCAUCAUGGUGAACUCAAGUAUGACUUAGCACCUACACCGUUUCAAGGCAUGGCACUGGCUGAUGGCUAUCAGCAGAUUGUUGAACGCUGGUCAAAUGGUAUUAAUCAACAUGUGCUUGGACGACCCGAUGAGAUCGUGAAAGUGGAUCCGAAAGGAACUCGCGCUUGGCAGCAAGGACGACGCUGUAUUUGGAGGGAGGAAGGGGUCUGGGACGUUGAUAAGACAUCGGGAGAACCAGUGCUGCUGCGUCCAGACCACUUUGCAGAUAUCGUGUUUGGCCGAGAUUGCUACGUGCCUUUUGCAGCACGCUUCACUGAGCGCAUUCGCAGCAUCCUGCCUCACAUUUUGCUGUUCGUCGAGCUGCCACCGCUCGAGUUCAGCAUCGAUGCAUUCCCUAAGAUAGAUGAUGCCCUUAUCCCGCGUGCGGUAAAUGCGACGCACUGGUACGAUGGUGUCACGCUGUUUUUACGAGCCUGGCGCCCGUACUUUACCGUGGAUCCGAGGACGAAGCGUCCAGCAUUUGGCUCUACAGCUGUGCGCAGGAUGCAUAUGAAGCAACUGGAGGGUAUCAAGGCAUAUGGUAGUAAGCAGAUGAAUAACGCUCCAACGCUUAUUGGUGAGACAGGUAUCCCGUUUAACAUGCAUGGUGGUAAAGCCUAUCGAAAUGGAGAUUUUGCAGCACAGAUUGGAGCCCUAGACCACACGAUUUCGUGUCUAGAGGCUUCUAUGGUUUCUUUUACACUCUGGUGCUACACGUCUGACAACUGCAAUGACUUUGGCGAUCAGUGGAAUUUAGAAGACUUGAGCUUGAUCAGCAAAGAUAAGCUUGUCCGAUCUGAUGGACGGUUCACGGUGCCGGACCGAGAUGCCUGCGCGCGAGCGGCUCAAGCAUUUGUUCGUCCCUACGCCACACGUGUUGCUGGUACUCCUUUCAAAUCGGAGUUUGUGCUUGACUGCGUGCGCUACGAGCUGAAGUACAUGUCCGAUCCAAGCAAGUCCACUGACACUUCCAUGCACCCUACGGAGAUCUUUGUGCCGCAUUUGCAAUACUCUAAGGGCUACUCUGUCGAGACGUCUGAUGGCUGCUUCUCGUGUCAAUCGCAUGAUGGGUGGGACGUAGUGUCUUAUAUGCAUGAUCCAUCAAAGACAAGUCACUGGCUUUUGAUUACAUCGAAGGAUACAAGUAUUGAAAAGAGUCAUCGGGCACGCAUUUUUAAGAAAAGGAUGUUGAUCUCGUCACUUCUGGCACCCAGUGCCUAUAUAUUGUAUUUGAUUAUUGGAUAG